AUGAAUGAUAUUCGGGAGAAAGGCCUAGAAGAUGUGGUCCUUGCAACGGUCCCUCUUCAAGGCUAUCGUACGGGAGCGGAACGAGCAAUUCUAGUGGACCUGGCUGUCCUCGAGACUGGUGUCGAGAGGGUUCGUCAAGCGUACGGACCGGUCAACUUUAUCCCGCUGAGCAACGACGAUCCGAUUAUACUCGCGCAACAACCGGCUUAUGAAGAUUCGCCAAAGUUCCCCGGGUAUAUGGAAAUACAGAGCAAAUAUCUUGCAGAAUUUUCGAAGAUGCACCGUGCAGGAAAUCCGUGCGAUGUGGUCACGAGAGCAUGGUUUCGAGAAAGCUUGGACAAGCUUCACAGCCUCACGCAAGGGGAGUUUAAGGACUGA
Penicillium argentinense is the source of this 378-nucleotide messenger RNA. RefSeq lists its product as uncharacterized. NCBI's taxonomy places the organism in Eukaryota, Fungi, Ascomycota, Eurotiomycetes, Eurotiales, Aspergillaceae. The transcript has a single exon. The record is from RefSeq and is a predicted model, not a curated record. Bases 1 to 378 code for a protein of 125 amino acids.